Messenger RNA from Radiomyces spectabilis, 1012 nucleotides. RefSeq names its product PdxT/SNO family. Gene Ontology annotation, cellular component: glutaminase complex; cytosol. The transcript has 2 exons. Gene Ontology annotation, molecular function: glutaminase activity. The record is from RefSeq and is a predicted model, not a curated record. Bases 102 to 749 code for a protein of 215 amino acids. Lineage: Eukaryota; Fungi; Mucoromycota; Mucoromycetes; Mucorales; Radiomycetaceae. Gene Ontology annotation, biological process: pyridoxine metabolic process; pyridoxal 5'-phosphate biosynthetic process.
GAUGAGGACUCUGAAUUUUUUUCUUGAUCGGUGCAAGCUGACUCACAACUUUUUUUUUGCGCUUCUUUCCCUUUAACUUUACUACCCUCUCAUUUCUCGUCAUGGUCGCUUCAGAAUCAAACGCAUCUGUUGUCUUGGGUGUCCUUGCUUUGCAAGGUGCAUUUAUUGAACACAUUCAUAUCCUCAGCACGAUACCCGAAGUGAAGGAAGUCAUCGCUGUUCGCACGGAAGAGCAACUGAACUCUGUUGAUGCUCUCAUUAUUCCCGGCGGUGAAUCGACCUCGAUGGCUUUAAUUGCUGAACGAUGUAAUAUGCUUGAACCGCUUCGCAAGUUUGUUCGUGCCAAGCCUACGUGGGGAACUUGCGCUGGUAUGAUCAUGCUGGCCAACGAAGCUACGGGAGCCAAGAAGGGUGGUCAGCAACUGUUGGGCGGUUUGGAUAUCUGUGUCAACCGAAAUCAGUUUGGAUCGCAGAAAGAGUCCUUUGAUACAAUGUUGCAUCUUCCCGAUGCGUUGGGUGAUGAACCAUUCCACGCCGUGUUCAUUCGUGCGCCCGUCAUUACCAGCGUCAAAUCAGAUACUGUCAAGGUGAUUGGUCGCUUAGAAAAGAAGAUUGGUCAAACCGAUCCCGAAACCAUUGUCGCUGUCCGUCAAGAUAAACUGUUGGCAACCGCUUUCCACCCCGAAUUGACGCGCGAUAACAGACUCCACAGCUACUUUGUCCGUAUGGCCCUUGAAUACAAGCAGUAAAAGGAAGAAGCUAUUCCCCGUAUCCGAGAGGCAAUUAAAAAAAAAAAAAAGGAUAGGUGGCGGUAUAUUUUGGUUUAAUUUAUGUAUAUUUUUUUGUUCGUCAUUAUCAUUAUCAUGUUUAGAAUAUUUAGAUUUUUUUCACUUUUUUUCAUCCUCUGUAUUCGAUACUACAGACGAUAAAGACCACUUGGACAGAUGAUUGCUUGCUUCUUUGGAUGUUUGUGGAAAGGCUUUGGCGUAGGAGUAAAUGAGUCCGGCAAUGA